ACGACGUUGGACGAUCGGCGGGAAGCGAUUGGAGAACGUCACGAGGGUCCGCGACUGAGAUAUGAUCGUCGGCGCGCGAUCCGCUCGGUAUCAUAAUCCGGGAUGUAGAAGCUAACGUCGACGUCGAGAGUGCCGAUUCCAUCGGGAGGCAGCGCCUUCGGAUCGCCGAAGCAUGAACGUAGGGAAUCCCCGAAUCGUCUGCCUCGCGCUCACCCUCUUCGCCUUCUUCGAAAGAGGGUGGGCCAUCGACUGUUUCAAGUGCGUCUCGAUCAAUGGCAGCAACAAACCCUGCGAUGACCCAUUUCACAACAAUGAUAGCCGCGUCUUCUUAGAGUCGCCCUGCCUGGGGAGUCGGAAAGGCCGGGACGGCCUCUUCCCAGCGACCUCUUGUCUCAAGAUUGCCGGCGUAUACGAUGAAUCCGGUGGGACCCUGAUGGUGAGGACCUGCGCGCUGGACAGCGGAACCCUGACAACGGACUCCGAGAUCAUUAGAAUGUCCCACUGCGGUGGUUUCUACUUCGACGAAAAGUACUUGCGCGGAUGUGUGCAAUCCUGCAACGACGCGGACGCGUGCAACGCGUCGUCGAGGAAUCUCGCGCCGCUGAUCGCCCUCGUGUUGCCGAUCCUCGCGGGACUCGCGUGAUCUCCGUUUUCGCGCGACGCGAGAGUGCAAUCGGAUGAAAACGAGAAUCUGGAGCUGCAUUUCCGAUAUUCAUCGUGCAGUGCUGAAAAUCUACGUGCGUUAAUUCUGUGCACUAUAAAUUAUUUUCAGCACUGACACAGUGAAUGUUGGAAAUGCGGGCCUGGAAGAGGAUGGACGACGACAUUGAGAGAUUACAACGGCGAGCGCGCUGUAGUGGAUAUUAACGAUGAUCUUUCUCAUAUUAAUUAAAUCUUACAGUACGAUGCAUCGAGCAGACCACAUAUAGUGAAUUUAUACUGCCAGAUUACGAUUAAUAAGCUAUUUAUAGUUGUUAUUUAUAGUUUGUAAUAUAGGCUCUCUCGUUAUUUUCAAGCAGCAAUCCACGCGCUUUUUAAUUUAGCUAUCACCGGCUAUAUGUGCGAUUGAUUAUAAUUAGAGUUUCAUAUAUCAAUAAAGCAGCUCUUCAAAUUGUUAAACGGA
This is a messenger RNA of Wasmannia auropunctata (little fire ant), 1123 nucleotides long. RefSeq lists its product as uncharacterized. The transcript is spliced from 4 exons. Bases 173 to 643 code for a protein of 156 amino acids. Lineage: Eukaryota; Metazoa; Arthropoda; Insecta; Hymenoptera; Formicidae. The record is from RefSeq and is a predicted model, not a curated record.